Molecule: messenger RNA, 1369 nt
Organism: Zingiber officinale
Lineage: Eukaryota; Viridiplantae; Streptophyta; Magnoliopsida; Zingiberales; Zingiberaceae
Product: bHLH transcription factor RHL1-like
Exons: 7
Coding region: 56-1312 (418 amino acids)
Biological process (GO): regulation of transcription by RNA polymerase II
Cellular component (GO): nucleus
Molecular function (GO): DNA-binding transcription factor activity, RNA polymerase II-specific; protein dimerization activity; RNA polymerase II cis-regulatory region sequence-specific DNA binding
Source: RefSeq, a predicted model, not a curated record
AUGGCCGACCACUUUCUUCCUUCCCACCGAGAAGAGCGAUCUGGCGGCGGUGGCGAUGCAGCCUAGCAGCGAGGAGAUGGAAGGGAUGGCGUCGUCGCACCCCGCGCUCCAGCUGGAGCUCCCGAACGGCAGCGGCGGCGCCGGACAUGAUGAUUUCUUCGAGCAGAUGAUGUCGGGCUUCGCUCCGACUGCCUGGCCGCUGGGGUUGGGGAACAGGUCGAUUUUGGGGCCGAAGUCUCUGGAGGAGUCGCCAGACGGCGAGGGAUUGAACUACGCGGCGCCGUAUGAUGGGUCGUCUCUCCUCGCCUCGCGGCUCCGGAUGCACCACCCCGGCGCCUCGCCGGCGGACUCGUCGAUGCUACUCCAGAUCGGGGAGCAGAUGCUGUUGCAUCCGCCGGAAGCAGCCUCCGGGGGCGAGCCUGGGGGCUUCCUCCGGCUACCGCUCUCCCUCGGAAACGGCAGCUCUGGGGUUUCGACUUCUGGUGUCUUCGGGGACAGAUCCCGAGGAGACGUCGAUCCGCCGUUCGAAUCGCCCAAUCCCAUCGAGGCCGAGGCGUUGUACAACGAUGGAUUCAGUACCGAAUCGCUUCCGCGGGCGGCGCCAGCGCCUCUCCAUCAGCAGGUUCUCCAACAUCCCCAGAACUACGGGGCUGCUACUCCUACGGGGCAGGCUCCUGCUUCGGGGGCCGCCGGAGGAGGUACUGCACCACCAAAGCCGAGGGUGAGGGCCAGAAGAGGGCAGGCGACGGAUCCUCACAGCAUCGCCGAAAGACUUCGGAGAGAGAGAAUCGCAGAGCGUAUGAAAGCUCUGCAAGAAUUGGUGCCCAACGGAAACAAGACGGAUAAGGCAUCGAUGCUGGACGAGAUCAUCGACUACGUUAAAUUUCUGCAGCUUCAAGUCAAGGUCUUGAGCAUGAGCAGGCUGGGCGGAGCAGCGGCCGUCGCCCCGCUCGUCGCCGACAGGUCUUCGGAGAGCGGCGGAGUCGGAAGAUCAGGAGGAGCAGGGACGCCGGGAAGUAAUAACGAGAGCCUGACGGCGGCGGAGCAUCAGGUGGCGAAGUUGCUGGAGGAAGACAUGGGCUCGGCGAUGCAGUACCUGCAGGGGAAGGGCCUCUGCCUAAUGCCCAUCUCCCUCGCCUCCGCAAUCUCCUCCGCUACCUGUCGUCCUCAACUUCCACCCGGUCUCAACCUCCGCCAUUCGGCAGCCGGCGAUGCGCCUCCGUCGCCGAGCAUGUCGGUGCUGACAGUUCAGUCGUCCAAUGUCGGCAGCGCCGACCCCGACGGGGGCAAGGACGGAGGUUACGCUCCUUGAUAGCAAACAGCUGCAACAAAAGUUAGCGAUCUGGUAGAUUUGGACACAGAAUACAGU